Molecule: messenger RNA, 1100 nt
Organism: Dunckerocampus dactyliophorus (ringed pipefish)
Lineage: Eukaryota; Metazoa; Chordata; Actinopteri; Syngnathiformes; Syngnathidae
Gene: spi1a
Product: Spi-1 proto-oncogene a
Exons: 5
Coding region: 210-995 (261 amino acids)
Biological process (GO): cell differentiation; regulation of transcription by RNA polymerase II
Cellular component (GO): nucleus
Molecular function (GO): sequence-specific DNA binding; DNA-binding transcription factor activity, RNA polymerase II-specific
Source: RefSeq, a predicted model, not a curated record
CAAAAACAUGGAAGAUGGGUUCCUAAAAAGUCAUUGGCAUUCAUGGGGACUAUAGGUGGCCGUAUGAUGUUGACAAAUGUGGACAUGUGGGGGUCACUCUCAGUUCCUGUUUGGAUGAUCAAGUCACUGUGUGGUUGUCACUUUGUCACUGAGGCAAUAGAAGAAAAUGUCAACUUUCAUGUAGCGCUUCGACAUUCUAAUACUACACAAUGGAAGGCUUUGUCAUACCACCUGCCUCUGAGGAAACCAUCCAAAGCGAGCCAGAGAGUUAUCGACCGCCAACAGAGUUGUACCCUUACCUCACUAGUGUGGGGGAUGUUUAUGAAGACUACAGAUGGAGCCACCACACAGAGCACAUCCAGCCGGCAGACUACGACCAUUAUCCAGUGAGUCAGCUCACAGAGCUCCACUCUGUGGCUCCUCCACAACUGCUUCAUCCUUACCACUACAGUGCAGAGAGUCAUCUUCACCUGGAGCAACCUCCCUCUGUGUCACCACAGAUCUCAAAUUACACCCCAUCAGUGUACUAUCAGUACCAGACGUCUGCCUCGCCCGCCCACUACUACUCAGAAGAGGAACAAAGAGGUUUCAGCCCCCCUCUUGAAGUAUCAGAAGGAGAGGAUGCAUCUGAAUACCACAGCCUCCCCUCCAUCAAGAAAGAAACAAUGUUAUUUUCCAAUGCAGGCAACAAGAAGAAAAUCCGCUUGUACCAGUUUCUCUUGGACUUGCUGAGAACGGGUGACAUGAGUGAUUCUAUCUGGUGGGUGGACCAGGAAAAGGGUAUCUUCCAGUUCUCAACUAAACACAAAGAAGCUCUGGCAAGUCACUGGGGAUUCCAGAAAGGAAAUCGCAAAAAAAUGACCUACCAAAAGAUGGCUCGUGCGCUGAGGAACUAUGGUAAAACGGGCGAGAUUCAAAAAGUGAAAAAGAAGCUGACCUACCAGUUCAGUGAUGACGUUCUAAGGAACUUUUAUUCUCAUCAGUACUCUCGCUGAGGAGGGGCUUUUUUUUUUAGACAGUUAGAUCAUUACACUAUCAAUAUUGUGCCUUGAAUUGUAUAAUGUCAUUAUCUUUUGAAGCCCACUAAGUUAUGUACUUUU